This is a messenger RNA of Coprinopsis cinerea okayama7#130, 2541 nucleotides long. RefSeq lists its product as hypothetical. Lineage: Eukaryota; Fungi; Basidiomycota; Agaricomycetes; Agaricales; Psathyrellaceae. The transcript is spliced from 17 exons. The record is from RefSeq and is a predicted model, not a curated record. The coding region runs from base 1 to 2541 and encodes 846 amino acids.
AUGGAACGGCUAUGCGUCGAAGUUCUCCAGCUCAUUUUCUUCGAGCUCGUUGACCCAAGCCCUCUGACUCUGGUGUCUCGCCGGCUCUACUCGUUCUCCCAGGACCCUUAUGUUCGGGCCCGCUACUUUCUCGCUCACUAUGGGCCGGCGGAGGCCAUGUUUCAGGCUUUGGGUCGAGGAAAAUUGCUCACCGAGCGGGUUAUCGAUAUUCUCCUAUCAAGCGGUGCACACCUGUCCAGAUAUCUCGUCCAAAUAGCAAUGCACCAUUACUUUCAUACACAAACCCAUUUCAUUCGGACGCCUUGGGUCCGAAAUGUCCCCUUCGGAGUAUUCGUGUAUUUUAUGCAGAAGGCACAUGCGAAGUAUGGGGAUAUCCCAAGAGGCAAGGGAGAAGAUGAUGGUUCCCUCUUCAUGACCUUCCUCAAGGAAAGUCGCUUCCCAUCUCACCUCAAGUCGGUCACUUGGGAGAACAUCCUGGAGAUUCUGGAACAGUACAAGUUCAUGCCGUUCAGCAACAGGGAUCCCAUCAUGGCACAAUUCCCUUUGAUCCUUGCCAUCGAACCAAGGCUCCUUCCUGCCGCUGUCGAGAAUGGCUUCCGGAUGGAUUACAAGUACCGAGAUUUUGUAUUUCGGAAGAUGUUUGAGCGACACACAGGCGACACUCAGGCAGAAGAUGUGGCUAACAACAUUCGGGAACUGUGUCAACUAGACCCAACGAUGUUUGUUUCACGUACCGUGGCGGCCGAAGUGUGCAUGGAGGCCAAGUACAACGAUGUCGGAUAUGGUGCGCUCAAGCAAUUGGGCAAGACGGGUGACUUGCGAUUUGAGCUAAGAACCCUCGUAGAGGACCUCUUGAAAACCUUUUUGACCACACGUACCAUCGCACACAGUGGCACCGGAGAUAUUCUUCGACAGUUAUACUCCGAUUAUCCGUCUACGGACCCCAUCGUCCGUCUGGUUGUCAUAACCGCCAUCUUCAUCUCCGCCGAGAACUCUCGUCUCGGUGUACAGCAGGUCCAUGCGAACUUAGAGGCGACUGGGCUUACACCCUUAACCAGAAAAGACGCGUACAACGUCCUAAUAAACCCUUUCGUAGAAAAGUACACCACCGUAUUGGAUUAUGCCAGGGAGGAGAUCGGCACGAACGGAGAUGGGGGAAAAGGACUGGGCGAGGCAGAAGCCCGCGGGCUGGUGGAAGAUGUUGCUCGGAAAUGCCUACAAGUCGGCUGCAAGGGUAAACUCUUGAACAGACUGAUCGAGGGCUUCCCUCACCUCAAGGAUGUCCUAGUAAACGAGGUGGCGGAGCGACAUCAGAUUCGACUCGAGGAGGUGCCGUCAUGGGUUGGCCAGGGCUCUGUCGCAUACACUGCCAAAUUAAGCGGCGAUUACGCUCGGAAACGUUCAGGAGAAUCACCGUAUUGGGAUGAUUCGGAGGGCAAUGUCUUGACAAGGAAUGUAGAAAUGGGUAGCGACCAAGCCGGGAACGAUGUGGAUAGGGCGCCCCGCGAGGAGCCUCUUAUGUUGAGCGCCUCGGAACAUGAGGUUUUGUUAUCCGACCUGGGCGACAUAAGUCAGGAGUCUCUGACAAACAUGAUACGGCAGGAUGAGCUUGCUCCAACGCGGGCCCGCCGUCGCUGGUUUUACACCUUUGCGUAUCCAGAUUUCGGAAAAGCCAAUUAUCCUCAUGAUGCACUGCCAGUGGCGAAGUGCAUUUUGAACCAAUAUGGAACCCGAAGCAAAAUUGUAGCCAUUUUCCUCACUCAUGCUAUCAUCAACGAUAACACGCAGGUGUUAUUCUCGUACCUCAUGAGGACGCAGGAUUCAAGCUUCUCGUCCUUCAAAAUCGACCUGCAAGUGCCGGUCACGCUGAAACAUUUCCAAAUUCUUGCGCGGUUAGGACGGGCACCUAGUUACUGUAUUUAUCAUUGCAUUGAGGCAGGGGCUCCCUUUUACCUCGAUGAAGACGAUUACAUUUCCAAAAGCGAUCCCGCGAAGAGUUUGAUCAGCGCUCUGGGAGUUAAACACGAGCCUCCGAACCUGACUAUUCCGUCAUCGCCUUCAUCGAGCACAAGGCCACCUUCUCUCCGCGGACGAGAGCGGCUCCGACGACUGGCCACUACAAGCGUUCGUUCAUAUGCCGUCCCAGACUCGGAUGACGAUAUCAUUAUGGAUUCCGACGAUGGACUUGAACCGCGGCGUCGAAAGCAAGCUCCGAAGAAGAGCGACCUCCAGCUGUGGAUUCAGCACCUCGCCGAGCUGCAGAAAUCGGAGAACAAGAAGUUCAAGGAACAGAAGAAGAUUUAUGACGCAGCAGGUUGCGAAGGAACCACUGCGCGAUUCAGGAAGAACGCGUUCUUGAAAUCACUGUCCACCCAACUGCGCUCGUUGCGAAAGCUUGAUAUACAGACCCGAGAAAAGCAAGGGAUGCUCGGGGAAGACCUCGAAACUCUUGAUGAUGAAGAUGACGACGACGAAUACACAUUACGCCCGUCCAAGCGAAAGAAAACCUGCACGCAUCCACCGAUUUCUCUGGCUCUAUGA